Molecule: messenger RNA, 7113 nt
Organism: Rotaria sp. Silwood1
Lineage: Eukaryota; Metazoa; Rotifera; Eurotatoria; Philodinida; Philodinidae
Source: the annotation of a GenBank genome assembly
AUGGAAAUCAUUAAAGCUGUUCACGAAACUAUUGAACAAUUACGACCAAAUGAAGAAGAAUUACAAACAUCAAGUACUGGCAUUCAUUCGUUUACAUUAGAUACAUCUGAAGAUACGGCUAUGGAUCUGCUUAAAAUGCAACUUGAGGAUAUUCUUAGGACACAUGCAGCACAUCUAAGCGAAAUUUGUAGAAAAUACCUACUCAAAUUUCUACAGCAAUAUGACUACGAUGAAAACACACGAAAGUUUACGAAUUCAUUCAAUAUGGAUAGUCUUGAUCCAUUCGAACAUGAUUUAGAAGCUGCAUUAGCUUCAAUUGAUGCUUUUGUAGCAGCAUAUAUGGGAAAUAAGGAUGCAGUAUUAAAAUUCAUAGAAAAGUAUCCAACACUCAAAGACAAACCUGGCCUACAUGGAACAACUCUAUUAUAUUCAGCAGCCAAAAAUAAUCAUGAGGUACUCGUUAGGUUUCUUGUUCAAUCAGCUCAUUGUGCUGUAAAUGCUCAAAAUCAACAACAGCUUGAAGAUGUAUUACAAACUCAUUCAACAAGUACAUUUACAAUGAUAAAUCCAUCAUCUGGUUCAACAGCAUUACACGGUGCUUGUUUCCAAGGACAUUUGAGAAUUGUUCAAUAUUUGAUUACACAUGGUGCUGAUUAUUUCGUUCGAAAUCAAUUGCAAGAAACACCGAUAAUGAAUGGAGAAAAUCGUCUAAAUAUUCGUGAUUUUUUUAAAGAUUUUCUUAUCCUAGGUUAUUCUGUCACAACAACUAAACAUUUACCCGAAAAACCAAUUUUACAAAGAACAGAAAGCGAAACAUUUGAUUGUGUUUGGGAAUAUAAACCAUUAAUUGAUCAGCAAUGGUUACGAUUUUCAGAUGAUGAAUCAAACGAAUUAAAUAAAUCAUUAACAAUAUUAUCUGGUGAAGAGAUGCAGCGUGUCAUCUAUUUGGGUGCAUCACCUAAUACUUUUAGUGUUUCAAUGAUUCAAUUUACACGAUCCGAUAGAAAUCGUGAUCCAACGAAACACAUUGCAUGGGUUCGAUGUCGUGGUUCAUCCAUUUUCAAUUUUGAUUGUUUUUCACGAUGGCAAAUAAUGCUUCUUAAAUAUACUGAAAUCACCAGUCAAAAUGAACCAUCUUUGAAGAUAAUUGAUAUACCAACAAUUUAUGAUAGUAAAUUUCAAUUACAGCUCAAUUGUUGGUAUAAUUGUACAAGCAACAUCAAUUCACAUCUAGACAAUGCUAUAAAUUAUCGACGAAAACGAAUCACUUUGAAUCUACAAUUUUUGACAGAUGAUGUGGAGUUUGAUCUACAAGACUUUACAUUUGUAAGCAGAGACCGAACGAUAUCAGGUUGCAUAAGAUGGAUUCCAAAAUUGAUUGCAAAUGACGAACGAUACAGAAAUACUAUUCAUGACAUUGAUAAUUAUCAAAAUUUAUCUCAUGUUCAACCAAUACCUUUGACGACAAAACGACUUCAAGAAAUAUCAAAUAGAAAUCAUACUACAUCAGCUUCGAAACUAGACGAUGAUAUAUUAGAAGAAGACGAAAAUGAUCAAGAUGUUACACCACGAAGUCUUUUGAGCGAAAACAUCGACGAGGACAGCUUCGAUGCUAUAGAUAAGGAGAUCGAAUCAUCAGAGAACGGAAAAUGGUCGCUGUUUGAUAUUAAAAGUAAGGAUGAUACUGCUUUAACAGCUAUGGUCAACGAAAACGAUCGUCACUCAUCAGUUGCAUCUUUACCAUCGACAAUAUCGAGUAUUACAGAAGAAAAAAGUCUUGCUGAUAAUUUACAAGAAGAAUUAACAAAUACUGUUUUACCACAAGAGAUGUCUUUCCAAGAAAACUUAAUGUCAAUUGAAAAUCUUAAAGACUUGGAAAAUGAGUUGCGAGUCCAGCAACUGAAAAUCGAUGAGAGAACUAAAGAAAUGAUAGUAAUCAAAGAAGAACUAAGGAAAAAGAAUGAAGAGAAGGAAAAACUGGAAAAUGAACUCGCAACUGCUCAAGAAAAACAAAUGGAAGCUCAACAACAAAAGAAACACCAGGCCAAUGAAAUGUCAAAGCUUGAAGCAGAGAUAAACGAAUUAAAAGCAGCUCAAGAUACGUUAAUAAGAACGAAGCAAAAAGCUAAUCGAGAAUUGUCAGAGAAGCUUGCAGCCGCUCAAGCAAAACAUGAUAAUGCUGAACAAGAAAGAAAACGGCAAGCCAAAGAAAUAUCAGACCUCGCUAAAAAAAUAAAAGAUAUAGAAGCAAUUAAAGAAGAACUAAAGAAAAAGAAUGAAGACAAUGAAAAAUUAGAAAAUGAACUUGCAAUUGCUCAAAAAAAACAUGCCGAAGCUCAAAAACAAAAAGAACGCCAGGCCAAUGAAAUGUCAAAGCUUGAAGCAGACAUAAAUGAAUUAAAAGCAGCUCAAAAUACAUUCAUAAGAAUGAAGCAAAAAGCUGAUCAAGAGCUGUCAGAGAAGCUUGCAGCCGCUCAAGCAAAACACGACAAUGCUGAACAAGAAAAAAAACGGCAAGCCAAAGAAAUAUCAGAUCUAGCUGAAAAAAUAAAAGAAAUAGAAGCAAACAAAGAAGAACUAAGGAAAAAGAAUGAAGAAGAAACGCAAAAUCUGGACAAACAGCUUAAAAUUGCUGAAGAAAAUCAAAGAAUUGCUGAACAGGAAAAACAACGGCAACAACAGCAAAUUGAAGAACUCGACAAAUUGACCAAAGAACUAAAAGCUUACAAAGAAAAGGAAGAAAAAGAAAAGAACAACAUAGAAAAAAUAGAAAAAACUAUUAUAGCUAACCAAUAUAGCAAGAUCGAAACACAAAUAGCACGAGACUUUCUCGCGCCAAAACAAUCAUUGAUCCUAGAUUACAUGAAAAAAACAGGCAGGACAGUUGAUAAGUAUUUCAUUGAUAGAAUACCCAAAAUGUUACUUGGAGAAGUAAUUAAUGAAUCAACUAUAACGUACACUGUAAUGAUUAUUGGUUUUCAAGAUCAUCAUAAUAUAUUUAAAGAGCUUCUUGCACGAAUGCAAAAAUAUUUCCAAUUAAUACAAAAAGCUAAAGAUUACUAUCAACGAUCUUUGCAGAAAAUCACCAAACCUAUUCAACACGAACUUACAAAGGUUAAAUCGAGAACACAAUAUUGGAAGCAAUAUGUCAAAUCCUUAACUCAGCUAAUACAAGACCAAUCGAAUGAAUAUACUGAGUUGUUUAAUACCUAUAUUGAAGAAAUAGGAAAAUCAUUAACCGAACGAUGUAUUUUAAAUGAUUUAACGACAAUAAAAACUGAAAUAGAAAAACAUACAAAUAAUUUUAUGAAAAAUAAGCUAUUGAUCAAAGAAGUGGAAUCACUCAAACAUCAAGCACUUGAAAAUUUUAUCGAACAAAAUAUUACUUUUCAACGGAGUCAUCAUGAAAAAAAGCCAAGUAUUAAAUCACUCUCUGUUCUAGAAACAUUGAUUAAUCGAGUUAAAACAGAUUUCAAAACGAAUCAAAAAUUUAUUGGUCUUGAUGCGAAACAUUUUGCUCUAAUACCUGAUUUACUACAUCGAUUAAUCAUGUAUUAUUGUUGCUUUAAUAUCCAACUACCUUUGUUUGAAUCAGCAUUAGACCUAUUGGAUAAAAUUGAUAUGCAUACAGUUACUACAAUAGCAACAUCAACUGGAUCAGGAAAAUCAACAUUGCUACCAGCUCUACUUGCUGCAGAAGGUUACGAUAAAAUUAUUGUUACACAACCUCGACGUUUACCUUGCACAUUAAUUUGUCAACGUGUCAACGAAACAAUGACAACAGUAACAGAUCCUUUUUCAGAGAAAUUAGCCGGAUGGGCUGUUAGUGGCGCUGAAAAAAAUCCACGAGCAAAAGUUCUAUAUGUAACUGAUGGUCUACUUAAAGAACGUUUACUUUAUGAUGAAAACUUCAUUACACGUAACACUCAAUUAAACAAAUCGAUUAUAUUCUUCAUCGAUGAGGUUCACGAAAGAUCCGUAAAUAUUGAUCAUUGUUUAGCAUUGUUAGCACGAAUGUUAUCUGUUAAUCCAGCUAUGAAAUCAAAAAUGAAAUUGAUUAUUUCAUCUGCUACACUUGAUUCAUCUGUACCGAAACUUUUUCGUCAAAUAAAACAAAUAACAUUAGCUGAAUUUGAAAUGCCACAAAUGGGUACAAUACAUACUGUCACCAAAUAUCCUCGUCCAAAGGAAAAUAUAUUGAGUAUUGUACAAGAAUUGUAUCAAAAACGGCGACGACAUGAUCAAAUUUUAUGUUUUGUUAGUUCUGUCAAAGAUGUAAAUGAAUGUUGUACGUUAUUGAAAAAAAUUACUGGCGAUGUAAUUAUUGCACAUCCUCUUAUUCAAUCACAACAAGCUUCUACACAAAAAGAAUAUAUUGAAAAUGGAAGUGUGUUUUUUUCGACAACAGUUGCUGAAACUUCAUUAACAUUUCCUCAGUUAAAAUAUGUCAUCGAUACAGGUAUGAUUAAUAUUCCUGUUUAUGAUCCAGAAUCUAAACGAACUGUACUAAAAGAAGAACGAGCAGCUGAAUCAACAAUAAAACAACGUCUGGGACGAUUAGGUCGAACACAACCUGGAGACUAUUAUUCAUUGUAUGAUUUUAAAGUGGACGAUAAACAAUAUCCAACAUCACAAAUAUGCCAAUUGGAUUUGACGAAUAUCGAAUUUGCAUUGCGAAAAUCACCAUUGAAAAAAGGACUGAAUUAUAUGAAAGAAUUCUUUCCAGAUCGCCCAUCAGACCAAGCAAUUGAUCUUACGAUUAAAGAACUACGAGCAUUAGGCAUUGUGGAGGCCAGUCCAAGUGAAAAAUUCACAAAACAUGGUGAAGCUCUUGCUAAACUGCCCGAUUUCGGUUCAUUGCAAAUGUCCAAAUGUGUAUUAGCUGCUCUUCAGAAAUAUUCUUGUGGACGUGAUCUUAUCUAUCUAGCAUCUAUUCUAAGUGUUCUAAAUACUAGUGCUCUAUUGAAGCCCAUACCAAAAAAUUUGAAAAGUGCCGAUGGUGAUUUUAUGACACUGUUUAAUGUAAUGCAAGAAGUUUUGCUUGUUAAACAAUCUGUACCAGAAAACAAAUUUAAUUUACAACUUGUUUGUCAAGCGAAAGGCCUAAGUGAUAUUCAACAUAUUCUUAGACAAGCAUUGAGACGCUAUACAAACAUAGAAAGAUCAUUUAAUUCAUUGGUCGAAUAUCGUGGACCAUCACAAAUCACAUCUGGUGAUUGGCCAUCAAUUGCUAAAUCAUUAUUAUCUGGUUAUUAUAAAAACGUUUUUGUUUCACUAAAAGAACUAUCUGGAAGAAAUCAUCAUUAUGUUCAAUAUGAUUCAAACAAUACAAAUAUUGCUGUCUUAGAUUCACAAUCUACUCUUGCUCGUCAACCAAAGAUGUCACCUGUUCCUAUCGUUUUGGCAAGAGAUAUUCGUUAUUCAUCGUCGAUUCGUUCAAGAGCUAUACUUUCAUUUGUCGGUGAACUUAGACCAGAAUGGGUAGAAUAUGAACUUGAACGAAAUCUUGAAUUGAAUAUUAAAGAAGUAGCCCAUCUCAAUGAUCAUAAUAGAUUGUCAACAGCAAUGACAAAAUUCUAUCAGAUUCAUAUGCAGAUGGCUUCGAAUAGUCUAUUAUUAACAGGUAAGGCUGGAACUACUUUGAACGCUGAAUUGCAUCUGCGACAGCAAUUGGCAGUUGAACAACCUGAAUUUCCAUUAGAAAAUCAUUAUAAAUCAGGUUCAGUAGAAUAUACAAAUUUAUCAAGAAAUUUGGAAAGUGUAAUGAAAAUGACACAAAUAUUUAAACCAAUGACUAGGCGCUGGGAAGCUGAGAAACAAGUCAAAAUAACCGUUAAUCCAAACACAUCAACGAAGACUAUUACAAUAAAAGUUGUCGGUAGAGAUUCGGACUAUGAAAAUGUAAAACAAGAAUUCAAUGCAUUUUUGAGUUGGUUAGGAUGCUGUGCUGUUAUUCGACAUCCAAAUUCAGUGAAAAUCAGUAUUGAAUCACAUUUAGGUGUUCCUCCACGUGUUUUUCGUCCUCAAGUACGCAAAAAAUAUCGUGAUAUUGAAGAAAGAAUAUCUCAUAUUACCGACAAUAAUCGAACAAUUAUAGACUUAUACAAGGGUGUUAAAGGUCCAAAUGCCACCCGUGAAACACGAAUGGAAGUUGUAGCUUGGAUAGCUGUUUGUAAAUUUUCUUGCAAACUUGAAGGUGGUUUUGUACGUGAUUGGGUUGUCGGUAAUGAUAUAUCUAGACCAGCUAAUCCUUUACCAAGCCCGAAACAUUGGAUCGAAUAUAUACAUUCAAUACCAUAUAUUAACAAAGAAGUUGUUCCAGGUGAUUUAGAUUGUCAUUUACCUACACAUGAUAUAUUUGAUAUUGAGAAAUUUCAAGAUGAAUUGCAUAAAUAUGAUAUAACAUGCCAAGUAUUUCGAGAGAACUGGAGAUAUGUCUUGUUAAUUGACGAGAACGCUCCCACAGGUCCAUUCACAAUGGAUUUAAUUGAACCACAUGUGGCAUUAACACAUGAUCGUAUUGAUUUCGAUGUGAAUAAUUUAUCAUUGGAAAAAUAUUAUACACAUGAAUUAGGAAUGCGUAUUGAUAUUCAACAAAGGCCAUACUUAAUUGAACUUGAAACUAUUGUUGAUAAUAUUAAAAAUAAACGCUUUCAAGUACUUCGCCCACUUGAUUAUAAUCUUGAACAACGUAUUGACAAAAUGGUAAAUAUUCGCCAUUGGACACAAUUAGGACAUCCAUUCAGCGUUGUACCAAAUCCGGACCCAAAAUAUUGGUCUGUUUUAGUACGAUUACCAUCAUCAGAUAAAUUAUAUAAAGAUGUGGAAGCACAAAUUAGAAACAUAGGAAAUACAGUAACAAUUAUAUCGAUCGAACAAAUAAAAAAUCCGCUUUUAGAAGAUCAAUAUGAAGCAUUGAAAAAAAUAAUUGCUAAACAAUGUUCAGGAUUUGAUCCAAAUGAACGUGAACUAUUUCAUGGUACAAGUGGAGAAGGAAUCGAUGGUAUACGAGAUAACGGUUUUGAUGAUCGUUAUUUUAGUAAAGAUGGCAACUGGGGUAAAUACUUUGUUAAUACUAAAGAUGCUUUAGAACUACAAAAUUCGUUUUCUUGA